This is a messenger RNA of Pygocentrus nattereri (red-bellied piranha), 4279 nucleotides long. RefSeq names its product aspartate beta-hydroxylase domain containing 2 (gene asphd2). The record is from RefSeq and is a predicted model, not a curated record. The transcript is spliced from 5 exons. NCBI's taxonomy places the organism in Eukaryota, Metazoa, Chordata, Actinopteri, Characiformes, Serrasalmidae. The coding region runs from base 2039 to 3166 and encodes 375 amino acids.
GCUCUGUAGCCUGUCUUCACGUUUUAAAGCAGUCGCGCUGCUCAGGACUGUCGCUGGAACGUGUAACGUUAGAUCUCCAUGGAGACUCCGGACUACAGCGCUAAUCCGCGCUCCAGAUUUCGACUCGUUUACAUUAAAGUAUUAAACGUAAACACCCCGAGUAAAACCGCACAACGGCGCGAAAAGCCUAAAACCGCUCACAAAGUGGCUUCUGCUGAAAUUUCAGCGUCGUGGCUCACUAGGGAGAGUCGUUUCGUUGCGCGGUGCAUCGUGGGAGUUGUAGUUCCUCGGUCGGAACGCCGAAUUCGACGUCGGUUCGUGUCCAGAAAUGAGCUCUGAUUGUGAGCAGUGCGAGGGGCGCGCGCUGCGGUCCUUGUGCUGCAGUGACGCUCGCGGGAAAAGCAGUUUUUGCACAAACUGGAGUGAAUUUUGCGGGAUUUCGUGGAGCUGCUCCGCACAACGCCUCGGCAGUCCGUAGUUCCUGUUGCACUGCGGUGUUUACAUGACCAGGGUUUACCGACCUGGCAGCGCAGGUGCCCUGCGGUGUAUCGUGUCUGUCCGCGCCCGUCUGGACGGGGAGCCGAGCGGCGGCUGAAAUCCCCCAGCGGCUGCAGGCUGCCACACACGCUCUCCUGCGCUCCACACACACUCCGCACACACGCAGAUCCACACAGACAGGAGUCUCAGCAUAUGGCUGCGCCAGGACUCUGCUGAAGCUCUGACACGGGGAAAAACAUGGACAAACGGAGGAGAAGGGACAGUCCACCCAAAAAUGAGCUCCAUGCUCACUGCUCCCACACACACACGCGUGAUGGCUGCUGUUUGAGUGUGUGUUAGGGUUCUCACUGUCACUUAAAUUAGCACACAAGUAAUGGGACUGCUUAGUAGGAUAAACACACAAUGACACAGUAACGUACGUGAGCUGGACUCUGAACUAAUCACACUGUUACGUACAUUUACAGUCACUGUAGUCUGUACAGAAGCUUUUCCUACAGACAAAAUCAACACAUGACAACAAGUGUUCAGAUUACCGGCUGCCAGCAGGGUCAUUUGCAGGCUAAUCACAUUUGGCCAGAACUCUUUUAUUAGUGCGCUAGAGUCGCUUUGAAGGCCGUUAGCUGAUAAUUGCUGUGGGCCUAGUAAUCGUACUAUGGGCCGCUGAAGUUUAGUAGCGCUGUCUUUUUCAGCGUCUACUUUGAUGGUAGGUGAGUUGUUUUGCUACAGCGACACACAAUUGCGACCGACUUGGAAUUGAAAGUGAUUUGCUCCGCCCACACUGGCCUUUUUUUCCACACCUCCUCUGUACAUAUUCUCUGAAAAGCUACAUUUUCAUUGGCUCAUUUAAGUUUAAGGUUCUGUAGAACAUACACAUCAAUUUCAUACUAGACCCUGAGUCAUUUAUACUCAUAAUUUAUACUAAUAUACUAGAAUAAUUCAUACUGGAUACUGAAUAAUUAAUUAUAGACACUGAGUGAUUCGUACUAGACAAUGAAUAAUUAAUUGUAUACAAUGAAUAAUUCAUACCAGAUGCUGAAUAAUCCAUACGACAUACUGAAUAAUUCAUACUAGAUGCGGAAUAAUUAAUUGUAUACAAUGAAUAAUUCGUAGUAGAUACUGAAUCAUUCGUAGUAGAUAAUGAAUAAUUCAUACGAGACACUGAAUAAUUGUAUACAAUGAAUAAUUCAUACCAGAUGCUGAAUAAUUCAUAUGAGACACUGAAUAAUUAAUUUUAUACAAUGAAUAAUUAAUACUAGAUACUGAAUUAUUUGUACUAGAUACUGAAUAAGUCAUACAAGACACGAAAUAAUUCAUAUUAGAUACUUCAAAGCAGAUGCUGAAUAGGUCUUAAGAUUAGUAACUGAAGUAUUUGCCUGGGAUUUGAAACGACUUUACGGUGUUUAAUAACAAUAAUAAUAGUUGUGGUCUCAAGGUCUUAAUUUCUUAGUUGACGAUUUUUAAUCUGGUUUAAGUUUAAUCAAGUAAUCGUGACAGCCCUGGUAUGACUGAGUGAGUGAGCGAGCGAGCGAGUGAGUGAGUGAUGGAGUGGUCUCUGGAGAGGAUGCGUGAGUGGGUGGCGGGGGGGAUGCAGUCUGUGCGGGAGUGUGAGGGGGGCGCUGUGGGCACCGCCCUGUGCCUGGCACUGCUCUUCAUCUGGUACUGUUACCGCGUGGGCUGUGAGCACAGCGUGCCAUCUCUCCGAGGCGGGUACACGCCCGAAACCCGCAGUGGCGGCGCCCUGCCCGCCAGCGUCCUGACCUCCGACCUCUCCAGCCGACUGGCAUCGUCCAAACUCCGCCAGGUGGGUGGAGUCAGCGGAGGUGGGGGUGGAGCUGCCGAAGAAGAACUGAAUGGCUUUGCGUACUGCCAGUCUCCGGAGUGUUUCCGUUGCUCGCGGCCGGGCGAGGGUCUGAACCAGCGGCUGUACCACAGCCUGCAGGACUACGCCAAGCGCUACACCUGGGCAGGUAUGGGCCGGGUUCACAAGGGCGUGCGGGACCAGGGGCGCUACCUGCUCUGCAGCCGCCCAUCCAUCCAGAAACCCGAGGUGUUCUUCUUGCCCGACCUGCCCUCUGCGCCAUUCUUCUCCCGCGAGGCGCAGAAGCACGACGUGGAGCUGUUAGAGCGCAGUUUUCCCGCUCUGCUGGCUGAGUUUGAGAGCGUGUACCGUUUGCCUUCGUCGCGGGCCGGAUCCUCGCUCCCUCCGGGCUGGAAGGCCAACAGCACGCCCCGGGGCCACUGGUGGACCUUCUACCUGGUGAACCAGGGCACCCCCAUGGCCCUGAACGCCCGCCGCUGCCCGCGGACAUGGAGGGUUUUGGGUCAGCUCCGCACUUUCAUCUCUAAUAACGUUUUUGGGAACGCCUGCUUCUCCGUCCUGAGCCCCGGAGCCACCAUCUCCGAACACUACGGUCCAACCAACGUCCGCCUGCGCUGUCACCUGGGUCUGAAGGUGCCCUCGAGCUGUGAGCUGGUCGUCGGUGGGGAGCCGCAGUGCUGGUCUGAGGGAAGCUGCCUGCUGUUUGACGAUUCAUUCCUCCACACGGCCUUUCACGACGGCUCUCCCGAAGACGGCCCCAGAGUGGUCUUCAUGGUGGAUCUUUGGCAUCCAAACGUGGCGGCAGCUGAGCGGCAGGCGCUGGACUACAUCUUCACUCCGGGACGCUGAGAGAGAAGACGAUAAAGAGAUGGAGAGAGGUGGAAAGAGAGAGAGAGAGAGGGAGGGACGGGUGAGACGUCUUGCACACCGGUGGAAAGUAAUCGUGAUGAAUGAGAGGAGCUGAGACUGAACUGGGUGAAUAAUAAACGUUGCACAUUUUUCUGUACAUAAGCGUGUCCUGAUGAACCCCGACGGUUCGUCCUGUCCUCAGAGAUGCUUCUGACCCAAACUAAUGUACAUUGUGGAUGUUUACAGACACGAUCCAGUCUAGAGAAGUACAGCGGAGCUAAUCGUUCCUUUUCUUUUUUCCUCUUGCAACCUGGCUGCGCUCGUUCAGGGUAGAAACAUCACUUAUUAAGCGUUUGAAUCGCCAAGACGUGCACUUUUUACGCUCUGGUGGAAAAGCCAGGCUGUGAUGGUACGGAAAGCACACGGUUAUAUAUGUUGCACCUUCAGGCCUGCGGCGGGUGGCGCGAGCACUCGUAAACCUGAAGCGGACAGUAGCGACGGGACGGCGGCUCUGACGCGUUCGCUAAGCUUUUCAGUGGACUUCACAUGCGGACGGGUCCAGAGAUGCACUACCAGCUGUUGUGUAUAAAUUAACUUCCACCUUAUUCCUCACUAGAGGCAGGCCGUUUUCCCGUCGCUCCGAAGCCUGCUUCCUACGUUCCUCCUUAACUGUUCAACCAGAGCAGGAAAAUCAACCGCUUUGUUUUUCUGUGUAGUAUAGAAGCACCGCAGAACCGCGUCUGAGGCGUCGUACCAAACAGAGAACCUUUCUUAGCCUGAUGUCCAAAGAAUAUGUGCACAGAGCACAGCGAAAUUAUUAUUAUUAUUAUUUCUGUAUUAUAUCAGUUAUUUAUCUGAUUAUUAUACGUUUAACCCUGACAACCACAGCCGAGAGGAAAACUACGCUGUCCGCACAAUAAAUCAAAACCUAAAUGGAAUGAAGUUCGUAUAGUUAUUACUUAAACUAACUCAAUAAAGUGCCCCACCUAGAUUAGCUCCACCCAUUCAGCUACAGCGGUUUAGCUCCACCUGUUCAGCUACAGCGGUUUAGCUCCACCCGUUCAGCUACAGCGGUUUAGCCCCACCGUUCAGCUACAGCGGUUUAGCUCCACC